This is a messenger RNA of Monoraphidium neglectum, 357 nucleotides long. RefSeq lists its product as hypothetical. Gene Ontology annotation, molecular function: L-malate dehydrogenase (NAD+) activity. Bases 1 to 357 code for a protein of 118 amino acids. Lineage: Eukaryota; Viridiplantae; Chlorophyta; Chlorophyceae; Sphaeropleales; Selenastraceae. The record is from RefSeq and is a predicted model, not a curated record. Gene Ontology annotation, cellular component: cytoplasm; mitochondrion. The transcript has a single exon.
AUGGCCCGAGGCUCCUCGUACGCUGGCAAGCGCGUGGCCGUCCCCACGGCCCCGCGGCGCGCCGGCGCGCCGCGCCGCGCGCGCACCAUGCCGGUGGUCGAGGCCAGGAAGGUGGCGGUGCUCGGCGCCGCCGGCGGCAUCGGCCAGCCGCUGUCGCUGCUGCUGAAGAUGAACAAGCUGGUGACGGAGCUGUCGCUCUACGAUAUCGCCAACGUGAAGGGCGUCGCCGCUGACCUCAGCCACUGCAACACGCCCGUCCAGGUGGGCACACUGGGCCCCGCCUCGCGCCGUCGGAAAGCAGGAUUCGCCACCGCGGCUGGCCAAACCGCCCUCAUUGGCGAUGAUGGCGACGCGUGA